Molecule: messenger RNA, 603 nt
Organism: Striga hermonthica
Lineage: Eukaryota; Viridiplantae; Streptophyta; Magnoliopsida; Lamiales; Orobanchaceae
Source: the annotation of a GenBank genome assembly
AUGGUUUCAGCCUUGUGCGAGAAGGACUUUGAGGUUAAGAUACCUCAAGAGAUUGACAUGGAGGGCAUUGAUAGUUUGAAUGUUGAUGCAUUUGAGGGGAUGCUUGCUUUGAGUUGUGCUUACGAGUCCCGGUUCGUGAUCUGGGUUAUGAUGCAGGGUUUACUGAGCAGCAUGGCUCCUUGUGUUCUCUAUGGAACUAAUGUCGAGCGACUCGGGUUAACUCCUAAUAAUACCUUUGCUAACCACUGUUUGCCUUACACUGGCUUUUACUUACUCGGCCAAACCUUUUUCGGUUGGAACUGCCUCGCGCCUUGGUUCUCUUAUCCCGUCCGUACGGCUAUUCGCCGGAAGUUUAAUCUAGAGGGAAGCUGUGAGACGCUUACCAGAUCGUGUUCGUGCUUAGGAAGUUUUGUGGAGGACGAGGAUCAACGCGAACAAUGUGAGACUGCCUGCGAUUUCGGGGCCCACAUAUUGUGCCACACGUGCGCCCUUUGUCAGGAGGGUCGUGAAAUUCGCCGUAGGCUUCCUCAUCCUGGCUUCAAUUCACGACCCGUCUUGGUCAUGAUUCCACCUCCCGUGCAAGCCAUGGGCAACAGAGAAUAA